CUGCUGCUUCUGCUGGGCCUUAACAAGUUUGCCAAAAACGUUAACCAGAACGCUCAGAUACCAAAUGAAUCCCAUUUAGUUGCGCGUCUUAAGCUCUAAGAACCAAAACGUUUCACGGGAAAAAGUACCGAGUAAAAUGCUGGUUAAAUUAAAACCUUGGGUGACAUUUCUACUCUUGCUCCAUACAGUGGAAUCAGCAAAUCUAUUGACAAGUUAUUUACCCGCCGCCAUGCAGGCAUUGGCCUACUAUAUAGAUCUUUUGCAAUAUGAACCAUUGGCCACCACGACUGUAGAGCCACCGUUUAGUGUGUCGACAACCACAGCACUUGACAAGAGGGAAGAGUCAGAAAGCACUACAUCGAGACCUACUCAGGCAACGACAACACGUCGACCAACUGGUUCUGGUUGGUGGCAGCCUCCCAGCUGGUGGGAGACACCGCAACGCACAUCGACUACAACGGCGCGACCUACAUCGGCUCCCACGCCUCCGCAUAGACCGGCCUUGUUUGCCCCACCCGCCGGUCAGCUGUCGUCGUCGUCGCCAAUUCUCGAGGGUCAUGCCCUUUUCAAUGAAAUCGGAGAUGAUGAUUCGGACAUUGAUAGGUUACCACUCUCACUCAUACGUGACAUUCAAUCGGAGGCCCUGCACGAUGAUUUUACCAACGAUGUUGAGUCGUUGGACAAUUUCCUACGUCUCUAUGAUGAUAAUUAUGGUCGUGCAGCAUUUGAUUUUGAUUUGGCCAUGGAUCGUUUGAGUAGUGAUUCAACAGCGGGUAAAAAACGUGUUCCGCCCACCAAGCCUUAUGUCGAUUUCCUACUCGUCUACGAUUUACUCAAACGCGAUGCCAAGGCCGCCAAUUUAAGUAAAUAUGAAGGUUAUUCGGAGGAUCUAUUACAGCAGCUAUACGAGAUCUCGAAUAGCUCAUCAUCGGCUCGCCAAUUGCAUACGAUAUUUCAACGGAUGUUGGAUCGCGGUGAUGUCCAGCGAAGCGAUGUGGUAGCCAGGAUUCAGGGCAUAGUCAAAGAUCUGGGCAAUCCAAAUAGUCCCACAUCCAAGGCAUUGGCCUAUAUACCCACCAUGCAGUUUUUGCCUUAAUAUAAGUAUUUAAUUAAGAUUAAUCAAAAGAACUUCCAAUAAAUUAACUAAUCCUUGCAAAUAUCCUUUA
Drosophila willistoni is the source of this 1166-nucleotide messenger RNA. RefSeq lists its product as uncharacterized. The transcript has a single exon. The record is from RefSeq and is a predicted model, not a curated record. NCBI's taxonomy places the organism in Eukaryota, Metazoa, Arthropoda, Insecta, Diptera, Drosophilidae. The coding region runs from base 137 to 1096 and encodes 319 amino acids.